AAACAACCACCAUUCAUUAAUCCUGUAACUCAAUGCCAGAUUCCGCUGCACAAUCAUACAUUACCUUCCCAACUGGUCAUGACGAUUUGGUUCAUGAUGUAGCAUACGGUUAGUUUUGAGUUGUUUUUUUUCUCUGCUUUUCCCAGUGAUGAAAUUGGUGCUAAUGCCGAAGCAGAUUAUUACGGGAGACGAAUGGCUACCGUUUCUUCAGAUCAAAGAUUGAAAGUUUUUGAUCUAGGCGAUGACGGGGAGUGGGUUCUCAGCGAGUCCAUCCGAGCACACGAGGCCAGCAUUACAAGGGUGGGUCAUCCUUUGACCUCGGAAACGGUCGUAAUAAUGUUUAUAGUAGUGUGAUAGGUCAUCUGGGGACCCCCCGAGCAUGGUCAAAUAAUUGCGACAUGUUCUUACGACCGAAUGGUGAGAAUAUGGGAAGAGCAGGAAAUGGGUGAAUUACACUCAAUGCACCACCGUCUUUCGCAGAGCUGACCUGAACAGAGCCCAAAGGGUCUACACUCCGCUGGAAACGCCAAUUCCAAAUGACAUCCGAGAAGCGCACGGCAAUCUACGACAUAUCCUUUCCGCCGGCCACGGCGAGCACCGCGUCCGGCACCUCGACGGGACUGAAGAUAGCAUUCAUAUCAACCGACGGGAUAAUCCACAUCUACGAAUGUCGAGAACCCCAAGACUUAACGCACUGGAUAGCAGUGGACGUCAUAGACACACUCAAUGCGCCACCGGCAAAAGAGGUCGAAGUGUCCUUCUGCAUCGACUUCUGCCCCUCUCGUUGGAGCGGCGAGCAGCUUGUCGUCGGCGCAAUGAACAAAGUCCAAGUAUACCGGGUGGGCCGUGACACUGUCAAACUCCGACCAGUCGAAGAAUUGAAGGGACAUAGGGGCCUAGUCAGGGACGUAAGCUGGGCCGCAGGAAUGGGCAGGAGCUAUCACCUCAUAGCAACGGGGUGUAAAGACGGUCACGUCCGUAUAUUCAAACUCACUGCCGUGUCCAGCCACCUCGGUCCUCCGAGAAGCAAGUACUCCACUAACUCACCCAACUUCCGCCGCCAACAGCGCAUGGACACCCUCGGUGCUGGCCUAACGGGCGCGGACGAAAUCCUCCCGCCGAGCGGCAGCGACGAGACCAACAAUGCCAACAACGACGUAGGAGAGGGUUGGUCAGUAGAGCUCAUCGCAGACUUCGACGACCACCAUAGCGACGUUUGGAGAGUCUCUUGGAAUGCUACGGGAACGGUCCUGUCCAGCGCUGGUGACGAUGGCACCAUUCGGCUUUGGAAAGCUGCGUUUUCGGGGGAGUUUCAGUGCCUUUCUGUUAUUUCAUCGCAGAGAUCUGGGUAUGCACUUACUGAGGUCUUCUGAACUCCCUGUUUUUCCCACUUCGGGGGUUUCCUCUCCAUUUCCUGGCUUUGGUUUUGGAGAUUUUUGUAUUUUUCUGUUUAUCCAUAUGAAUGGGGUUGGAGGUAUGGUUUGGCUAACCGGUAUAUUUGCCCUUUUGUGAUUAUUAGGCGUAGGUAUAAUGAUGCGACUGAUGAAGAUUGAGGGAGAGGAGGGAGGGGGGGAGAGAGGGGAGGGGUGCUUAUCCUAAAGUUGGUUCACGUUAUUUUGUUUCCUCACAGGAAAUCCUAUCUCGGAGGCCUUUGUUAUGGUAUUAAUCUUUUUUGUUAGUGGGAUUGCUGUGCCCGGAGCACCCAUGGGGGGUUGGAAAUAUUACUCAUGUGAUUGCUCAAAGCGGAUACCCCCCUUGGCUCUGGUGGUGGGAUUUUUGGACAUGGCAAGUCACUCGAGGUACGGGGUAAAUAUCGAGUUAGAUAUUGCUAUUAUAGUCAGAUAUACGCGCUGCCUCGGCCAACGAACCUUUUCCUUCUAUAAGCACUCUCGGGGCUGUGUGCGCGGGUAACAUGCGAUACCAUAUCGAGCGGUGGGUGCGGAGUUGUGGUUGAAUAAAUACCAUGCCAAUUUGUAUAGCGGUGUUUGCCUUUGUAAAGAGUAAUUAUAGCAAGAGGCGGACUCUCCUUGCCUGGAAUACGGUGAUGUAC
Tuber aestivum (summer truffle) is the source of this 2050-nucleotide messenger RNA. NCBI's taxonomy places the organism in Eukaryota, Fungi, Ascomycota, Pezizomycetes, Pezizales, Tuberaceae. The record is from the annotation of a GenBank genome assembly.